Molecule: messenger RNA, 4908 nt
Organism: Grosmannia clavigera kw1407
Lineage: Eukaryota; Fungi; Ascomycota; Sordariomycetes; Ophiostomatales; Ophiostomataceae
Product: histone deacetylase
Exons: 13
Coding region: 1-4908 (1635 amino acids)
Biological process (GO): rRNA processing; chromatin organization
Cellular component (GO): histone deacetylase complex
Molecular function (GO): rRNA binding; histone deacetylase activity; protein binding
Source: RefSeq, a predicted model, not a curated record
AUGGCCGCCGUGUACAAGUCCCUCGCCAAGGUGAGCGGCGACAACUCCAAAGAGGAUGGCGUGGUGAAGCGGAAGAACCGGCAACGUGUGCUGAUCCUCACUUCUCGGGGCGUCACAUACAGACACCGGCAUCUUCUGAAUGACCUGGCAGCUAUGAUGCCGCACAGUCGGAAAGACGCCAAGUUCGACUCCAAGUCCAAGCUCUACCAGCUGAACGAGCUGGCUGAGCUGUACAACUGCAACAAUGUACUAUUCUUUGAGGCACGCAAAGGCCAGGACCUGUACAUGUGGAUGAGCAAGGUGCCGAACGGACCGACUGUCAAGAUGCACGUUCAGAACCUGCACACGAUGGAGGAGCUUCACUUCACCGGCAACUGCCUCAAGGGAUCGCGUCCCGUUCUCUCGUUCGAUGCCGCCUUCGACUCGGAGCCGCACCUGCAGCUGCUCAAGGAGAUGUUUAUGCACACCUUUGGCGUACCACAGGGCGCGCGUCGCUCGAAACCCUUCAUCGACCGGGUCAUGGGCUUCACGGUUGCUGAUGGCAAGAUCUGGAUCCGCAACUACCAGAUCAGUGAGGUCGAGGUUGGCAAGGUCGCCGGCGGAGAGGAGGAGGACGACGACGCCAAGACGGCCAAGGCGGUCAAGGCGGCCAAGGCGGCCAAGAGCGCCAAGUCGGCAAUGAAGGACACGGACAUCACCCUCGUUGAGAUUGGACCCCGGUUUGUCCUCACGCCCAUCGUCAUCCAGGAGGGCGCCUUUGGCGGCCCCAUCAUCUACGAGAACAAGCAGUUCGUCUCACCCAACCGGGUGCGGUCAGAUCUGCGCAAGAAUAAGGCCGAGCGGCACAACGUCCGCGCCGAACAGCAGCAGGACCUCAUCCAGAAAAAGAGCAGCCUUGGCCUGCAGUCCAAGGGCGGUGCUGGUCCGGCCAACCGUGGCGUGCUGGACACAAAGGAGACUGUCUUCUUCGUUUUGUUUCCUCAACUCGCCGUCAAGCCCGCGGUCAACCAGAGUGUCGCUGUUGCAACCCACCCGCUCUGUCAAUCGGCGCGCGACGAGACGAACACCACGAAGAGCAUCAUAAACAUCAACACCAACAACAAAUCAAGCAACAACAUUACCACCAAGAACACAUACUUUAGUCAUGCCCAUUUCACCCCAUAUGUCCCAGAUAGCCCCAAGUGCGGGCUUAAGCGAGGCGCACGGGUUGCAUUUACCCCACACCAGCUAAAGAGCUUCAAGCUGAAGCUCCUGAACGCUUUCUGGAAGGCAACUUUCUCAACCACCUUCCUUGGCACCUCUUGUAUGCUAUUGCCACGAAUGGUACAUGGCACACCGGGGAGUCCGGCUAUGACCGCAGCUACUGGACUGCUCCCGGCUGUUGCUACAUUGCCAUCACCCGAAGUGCUGCCGUCUGCCCUGGACCGUGCACCAGUUGAGGUGCUCGUUCUUGUGUUUCAGCACCUGGACCUGGAUGCAGCAUUCAGCCUAGCUGCAACGAACAAAAGACUCGACCGCAUUUUCACCAGAAAUCGGGCCGUGAUCGUGUUGCGUAUUGCACAGCGGGAAUUCAGCCCGCUGAACGGCUUAUUGCAAGUAGCCAAGGCAUCGCCAGCAGACAUGGCUGUGCCCUGGGGCACGUGGCUGGACAAACGAAUUCGACGGAAGAACGUGGUACUCUGUUCAGGCGGCGUGGCUGGUGUUGACAAGCGGACGAACAUCAGCUUGGUCUCGUCGUUGGCGAACAUUCGCUGUGCCGAAGCCGAGAUAACGAAUGCGGACAUCGACCGCAUACUGGAUGUAUGUCGGGUGGUGCGCGGGUGGGAGCGGAUCUUUCCCCAACAUCGGUUCAACGCCUCACCUCUGCUGACCCGCAGCCUGACGGAAAGGGAGAACUUCCGGCUGCGUCGGGCGCUGUAUAACUGGAUGCGCUAUGCAUUCUACUUCCAUGGCGAUCUGCCGCGGCCAAACGUGUUUGUGCCGGCCGGGAGGGAUGUCCGGGUCAACCACCUGCGGGCGCUGUGCAACGGCCAGUUGGGGGAACUGGCAGAUUUGUGGCGCACGGUAGAAGACAUCAUCGAGAUGUCGCUGUGUCCUUCGGUCGACAUCGUUCGUAUCGGCGCAGACUUCCAGAUAUCGGAGAAAGCUGCGGCUGAGAUCGGCUGGGGUGAGGAGAGGGAGAACAAGACUGUAGUGGCGACAAUGUCGAAGCUGUCUCCACGGCAGCUGCUGCACUAUCUUGACAAUGGGCACAAAUACACCAAGGUGCGACUCAUCGCAGACAUCCGACAACGCAUGGCACAUUUUGAAUCAGACACGGAGAGCCUGACGAGCGCGAUGUCGGUGGUGAGCAUGGAACGGUGGCGGCAGAUGCAGAGACAGUUUCCAGCCCUGGUUCAGGGCACGGGAUCGCGGGUGUUUCUGCCGGUGUAUACGCGGGUGAUGAGCCAGUUCCAUGGCGGGACGUUGGACUGGGACGAUGCACAGACAGAGAUAGAUCUGGAGCGGAUUGGCAGGAUGGUGGGUGUAGGAUUGGAUUGGCGACCGGAGGAGUUCUUUGGGCCACCGUCUCGUGUUUUCGUCUCAUUUGCGCCCACAGGUCGGGCUGGGCAGGGUGAGGCGACCGGGCUGACGCGCUUCGCGUUGUUCGUCACGGGCACGAUGGCCGACGCGGACAACGACGUGGUGAUGGACGGCAUGGGCGCCGAGCCAGAGGCGGAGGCGGUGGCGCCGGCCAGCGCAGCAGCAGCCACCAACGGACAUGCGACAGCGGGCAGCCAGGACAAGAGCGACGUCAAGGACGCUGGUAAUGGCGAGAGCAAAGCGGCAGCCGAGACGUCAGAAGAAAGUGCACUGGGCUAUCCGGUGGACUUCAAGCGGCGCGGACUGCUGCCAACGGGCUGCUGCUACGACGACCGGAUGAAGCUGCAUGCCAAUGCGGACUUUGGGCCAGGGCCUCACCACCCGGAAGACCCGGCGCGGAUCUCGGAGAUCAUGGCGGCGUUCAAGAGGGCCGGGCUGGUGUACAUGGGCUCGGAGGCCGACCUGGUCAAGAUCAUGCGCGAAAGCCCGACCAAGUACAUGUGGCGGAUUGCGACGCGUGACGCGACCAAGGAGGAGAUUCUGCUGGUGCACCACCCGCGGCACUUUUACUGGGUCAAGGAGCUGUCGGUGAAGCCGACGUACGAGCUGCGGGAGAUGAGCAAGCUGAUGGACGAGGGCCGCGACUCGCUGUACGUGGGCUCGAUGACAUAUGAGGCCGCACUGCUGUCGGCAGGCGGAGCGAUAGAGACGUGCAAGGCGGUGGUACGGGGCGACGUGAAGAACGCGUUUGCGGUGAUCCGGCCGCCAGGCCACCACGCGGAGUACAACCAGCCGAUGGGGUUCUGCCUGUUCAACAACGUGCCGAUCUCGGUGCGGGUGUGCCAGAAGGAGUAUCCGGACGUGUGCCGCAAGGUGUUGAUCCUGGACUGGGACGUGCACCACGGCAACGGGAUCCAAAACACGUUCUACGAGGAUGCGAACGUGCUGUACAUCUCGCUGCACGUCUUUCUGGACGGACAAUUCUACCCGGGGACGCCGACGAACCCGUCGACGCCGGACGGCAACAUCGACAAGUGCGGCGCGGACGCAGGGCUGGGCCGCAACGUGAACAUUGGGUGGGACAACCAGGGUAUGGGCGACGCGGAGUACAUGGCGGCAUUCCAGAAGAUUGUGAUGCCGAUUGCGAGCGAGUUUAACCCGGACCUAGCGAUCAUUUCGGCGGGCUUUGAUGCGGCAGCGGGCGACGAGCUGGGCGGCUGCUUUGUGACGCCGGCAUGCUACGCCCACAUGACGCACAUGAUGAUGUCGCUGGCGGGCGGCAAGCUGGCCGUCUGUCUGGAGGGUGGCUAUAACCUUCAGGCGAUCUCGGCGUCGGCGCUGGCGGUAGCGCGAACGUUGAUGGGCGAGCCGCCACCCAAGUUCGAGGUGCCGAAGCUGGGAAAGGCGGCGGCGCGACUGCUGGCACGGGUGCAGGCUCACCAGGCGCCAUACUGGGAGUGCAUGCGGCCGGGCGUGGUGGACGUGGCCGAUCUGCAGGCGCACGGGGGGGUGCGGCUGCACGACGUCGUCCGGGCGUACCAGCGGCAGCAGCUGUCGGCGCAGCACGGCAUGUUCCCGCUGUUUGUGCAGCGCAGCACGAUCUACAAGACGUAUGAGGACCAGGUGCUGGUGACGCGUAGCCUGCAUGCGGCGCGGCGGAUUAUGGUGAUCAUGCACGAUCCGCCGGAACUUGUGGGCCAGCCAGACGUGCUGGACAACUCGCUGGACGCACACAAUGCGUGGAUGAGCGACGGGGUGAUGCCGCACAUCGAGUGGGCCAUCGGCCAGGGCUUUGGGAUCAUCGACAUCAACGUACCACACUACCACACACAGCCGGAGGACACGGAGUCGCACGUACCUCGCAUGACGGAGGAGGCCAUGCAGGGCCAGCUGCAGGAGCUGGUGUGCUACAUCUGGGACAACUAUCUACAGAUUGCGGACGCGGCUCAGCAGAUUGUGAUUGUGGGCGUGGGCCAGGCUUAUCUGGGAGUGAAGAUGCUGCUUGUGAACAGAGACUGCAAAUCCCGCAUCACCGGGGUGGUCAACUUUGUCAGCGGCAGCCUGCGGGCGGUCAAGAGCGAUGCGGAUCCGGACCUGACGCAGUGGUACAAGACGCACUCACGGGUGUACGUGGGCAACGACCAUGCGUGCUGGCAGACCAACGAGUUCAUCCGCAAGAUCAACAAGCGGCGAUUCGGCGACGUGGUGCGCAGUCCGUUCACGGGCCUGAACCGCAUGCUGCGCGAGCACGCGGCCGAUGCACACGAGUGGAUCACGGAGCGGUUGCCCGAAGAGCAUGGAAAUACGACAGAGGACGACAGCUAG